AUGACCUCCCGCGCCAUCAUCCCCCGCUUUCUUCUCCCUCUCCAGGGCCCUCUAUGGCGUGGUAUCAGCAUCCCGCUCUCGCAAAACAGCAUUCGAAUUCGCUUCGCCUCUUCGUCCGCAAAGGACAAGCCUAUCGUUCUCGAGAAGCCCGCCCGCUUCAAUCCUCCCUCCCACGGCUCUCGUCUCAAGAAGAACCAUGUGCCCAAGCACUAUGGUCCUGACCUGACCGCUACCGAGGUCGCCGCCCAGGGCAAGAAGCAUUAUCCUGGCAUGAUGGCCCCCGAGGGGUCGUGGGAGCACUUUUUCUGGCACAGCCGACUGCUGCAUACCUUCAUCACCAUGGGAACCCUCUUCGCUCUCGGCGUCUUCACCUUUUUCAUGAACUACGCCUACAACUCUCCUUACAAGGAUUUCGUCCCUCCCAUCUCUGACCUCUGGACGCACCCCAUCCACUUCUUUUUCGGCUGGAAGAACGUCAUCGCCCUUCACGAGCAGGACAAGGCCGAGAAGGCCAAGGAGCACCGCACCAACCACCUCGACGAUGUUGCCAAGCGCCGACUUUUUAUGAAGAUGCAUGGAAUCGAGGCAAAGGAUCCUGUUACUGUUGUGUUUGGCAAGAGUGAGGAAGAUCCCAAGCCAGAGCAGCCAGCAGCUUUGGAGGUAGCUACCUUGCCUCAGCCCGAGGCACAAGAGAAGAUUGAAGAGUCGAAGAAGAAGUGGUUUGGCGUCUUCUAA
This is a messenger RNA of Fusarium sp. VM40, 735 nucleotides long. NCBI's taxonomy places the organism in Eukaryota, Fungi, Ascomycota, Sordariomycetes, Hypocreales, Nectriaceae. The record is from the annotation of a GenBank genome assembly.